AUGAAUAAACUUAUAAAUUUACCUGGAGACAUUUAUGUGUAUGAUGCCAUUGACACAGCGAGUGAGAACACUUUGAAUAAAGUUACUUUGGCAAAAAGUCAGUUGAAACUGAAAAUUGGUGCAGAAGUAAUGCUGCUUUAUAAUAUUUCUGAAAAGUUGAAGAAUGGUACCCGGGGGAAAGUUGUCCAGUUAGAGAAAGAUGGUCCCACUGUUGAUUUCAAAGAUGUUGGUAUUGUCACCAAAUUACAUCGAUGUACAUGGUUUGCAUACAAAUCUGGAAUGAAAGAUGUUAUUGUUGGGCAAAGAUCUCAGUUUCCUCUGAUAUUAGCUUGGGGAAUUACUGCUCAUAAAGCACAGGGACAAACAUUAAAGGCUGCUGUUGUCCACAGUGGCAAUGAAUUUUUGCCAGGUCAAUUGUAUGUUGCUUGCUCCAGAGUGUCGACGAAAGAAGGUCUGCAUAUUGUUAAUUUUAAUCCAAAGAAGCUCAUUAAAGAAGAUUCCCGCGUUGGUGUAUUUUAUUCUUCCCUAUCUGAUUGUCCUCCCUUGCCUGAUCUCAGUUGUUGUGUAUGUAGCUGUGUAGAUGAAGUAUUACAAGAUCACAUUGAAACCGAUGUGUUCAUUAAUUCUGAAAGUUUGUCAGAAACUGAUUUGGACAGAAUUGAAAAAGUUUGCAGUGAAUUGUUUGUUGAAGCAGAAGAACAAGAACAUGUUAACCUAGAGGAUUACAUUGACUCAAAUGAUGUUUUCAGCUCAGUAACAUCAGAAAACACAGAACAGGAAAAGAAAUUACCAAAUGACUUCAAUGUUUUUGAUUUUUUAGAGACUUUGAAAGAUAAAACCAAACU
Messenger RNA from Paramuricea clavata, 845 nucleotides. NCBI's taxonomy places the organism in Eukaryota, Metazoa, Cnidaria, Anthozoa, Malacalcyonacea, Plexauridae. The record is from the annotation of a GenBank genome assembly.